This is a messenger RNA of Aspergillus sclerotioniger CBS 115572, 1356 nucleotides long. RefSeq names its product MFS transporter. The record is from RefSeq and is a predicted model, not a curated record. The transcript has 3 exons. NCBI's taxonomy places the organism in Eukaryota, Fungi, Ascomycota, Eurotiomycetes, Eurotiales, Aspergillaceae. The annotation marks the transcript as partial. Gene Ontology annotation, molecular function: transmembrane transporter activity. Gene Ontology annotation, biological process: transmembrane transport.
GCGGUAUGCCGCGUAGCAGAACCCAUAGCCAUAACCUCCAUCCUACCCUACGCCUGGUCCAUGAUCAAGGACUUCCACAUCACAACCGAUCAAAACGCAUCCUUUUACGCUGGCAUCCUCGUAGGAGCCUAUGCCUUUUCUGAGGCAAUCACCAGCGUCUUCUGGGGUGCGUUAUCCGAUCGCAUUGGUCGAAGGCCCGUGGUUCUGCUGGGAUGUUGUGGAACUAUUGUGUCCCUUAUGCUAGUGGGCCUAGCGCCGACUUUCUGGGUGGCUCUCGUGGGGAGGAUUCUGGGUGGUGCCCUAAAUGGGAACAUUGCAGUCAUCCAGACCAUGGUUUGUGAGUUGAUCGAGGAUGCAGAGAAUGAGCCGCAAGCGUAUGCAGUGAUGCCGUUUUUUUGGUCCUUGGGGACGAUCAUCGGUCCUGCCAUCGGGGGUUUACUGGCCAAACCAGCAGAAGGGUUUCCUUCGAUGUUCUCUCCCACGGGGCUAUUUGGCAGAUUCCCAUAUCUGCUACCCAAUCUCGUCUGUUCGAUCCUGCUAUGUCUGAGCAUUUUCUGCGUGUGGCUGUUCCUCCGCGAAACACAUCCAGACAUGCAACCACAGGAUACAAAAUGGCACGACCCAGCACAACAACCUCUCCUCAGCCACCACACUGACAGUGACCCAACAAACAACCCUCUCUCAAACGACCCCCCAAAACCCAGACCCUCAUCUCCCAACACCACCACCACCACAAUCUACACCCCCUCCCUAACAAUGUUCAUCCUCGCCCUCGCAAUCUUCACCUUCCACUCAAUGUCCUACGACCACCUCCUCCCCAUCUUCCUCCAAGACUCCUCCCCCUCUUCCUCCCCCACCCUAAGCAAAAACCCCCUCUCCAUCCCCUCCGGUCUCGGCCUAACCACCCAAACCACCGGCCUCAUCCUCGCCUCAGACAGCAUCAUCGCCCUCCUCAUCCAGAGCAUGCUCUUCCCUGUCCUGGCCCGCAUAUACGGCGUCUGGAAUCUCUAUAUAUUCGUGACUUCUCUGCAUCCAGCAUGUUACCUGAUACAUCCUUUUCUUGCCUUUCUUCCACGUUAUCUAUUAUUCCCGGGGAUAUACAUAUGUCUGAUUAUCAGGAAUGUUCUAUCGAUUAUUGCCUACCCGGUAUUACUUAUAUUGAUUAAGCAAGCAACGGUGGAUCCAAAGGCGCUGGGAAGAGUUAAUGGCCUUGCGGCGUGUGCGGGGGCGGUGUCCAGGAUGGUUGCCCCCCCGGUAGCAGGGGCGUUGUAUGCGGUUGGGAAGGGGGUGGGGUGUACGGGGUUGGCGUGGUGGGGGACCGCCGGGGCAGCGGGGGUAGGGGCGGUGCAGGUUUGG